Messenger RNA from Dibothriocephalus latus, 303 nucleotides. The record is from the annotation of a GenBank genome assembly. Lineage: Eukaryota; Metazoa; Platyhelminthes; Cestoda; Diphyllobothriidea; Diphyllobothriidae.
AUGAUGAUGAUGAUGAUGAUGAUGCUCAUCGCGCAUAAUGGGUCAGUUGCAGAGGCACUGGUGGACGCAACUGGUGUGAAGCAGGACCGUCUAUUCGCUCCCACCCUCACCAUCCGUAUCCUUAGACUCGCUACGGCUGUGAGCAUGCCUGAUCUAGCCGGCCUGAAUGAUGUCACGGACGGUAUCUCUUCAUGUGUGACGAUUGGCGGUAACGGAUCUGGAGAACUCCCCCCAGUCUCUUAUCUAGCGACGGAGACCGAAAGUAGAAGGUCCAAGGACCACUUCCAGGUCCUGAAGAACUGA